Molecule: messenger RNA, 4249 nt
Organism: Hyaena hyaena (striped hyena)
Lineage: Eukaryota; Metazoa; Chordata; Mammalia; Carnivora; Hyaenidae
Gene: APOBR
Product: apolipoprotein B receptor
Exons: 5
Coding region: 13-3519 (1168 amino acids)
Biological process (GO): lipid transport; triglyceride metabolic process
Cellular component (GO): membrane
Molecular function (GO): very-low-density lipoprotein particle receptor activity
Source: RefSeq, a predicted model, not a curated record
GAGACAGACAGGAUGGAUUUUCUCCGGCUCCAUCUCCCUGGGCUGCAUCAGGCCUUGAGGGGGGCAUUGGAUUCCCUCGGCACGUUUGUCUCCUACCUUCUGGGCGAUGAGGUCCCCACUGCAGAGAGGAGGGAGGCGAGGCCAGCUAAGGAACUGGGGGAGGUGGCUGCAGGGAGGCCAGAGAAGACUGACGAGCAGGAAGCCCAGGAAGCCCUGGAGGGCCUUGGAGGCAAGGGGGGUGGGGGGCGGAGAGGGCCCGGAGAGGCUGGAAGAUGCCAGGAGGGAGGCUCAGCUGCAAAACAGACCUGGGGUUGGGAAGAAGGCAGCUGCCAUGGGUCUCAAGCAAAUAGGCAGGACACUGGGGCCUGGGAAGGACCCAGGGGUGCCAGGUGCCAGGCGCCAGGUGCCCACUCAGAGGCCAAAAAGCCAUCCGAGGCAGGGUCGAAGGCUGAUCGAGACAACAGCAGCCAAGCCGAGGAGAGUCAAGGGCCCGAUGAGCAGGAAGUGAACAGAGAGGGGACACUGAGAACCUGGGAACAGGAGGAGGAGACGGAAGAGGUCAGGGAAAGAAAAGCAGGGGUGGCCGGAAAGGCGGAGUCAGAGUGGACCUGGCACAGGGAGCCUGAGGGCAAGGUAGCAGGGGGCAGCAGGGAGUCAUUCGAGCAGGCGUUCCAGGAGGCAGUUGCAGAGGAGAUCCAAGGGCCUGGGGCCAGAGAGGCUGGGAGGGAGGAUGCGGUGAUGGUGGUCCUAGGGGCUUGCCCAAGCACAAGGGUACAGAACACACAGGAAUCAGAGACAGAAUGUGAGGCCGGGGCAACUUCAGGCAGGGAGGAGGCUGGGACAGCCUCAGGUGGAGAGGAGGCCGGGACAACCUCAUGCGGAGAGGAGGAGGCCAGGGCAGCCUCCAGUGGAGAGGAGGAGGGCAGGACAGCCUCAGGCGGAGAGGAGGAGGCUGGGGCAGCCUCAGGCGGAGAGGAGGAGGCCGGGGCAGCCUCCAGUGGAGAGGAGGAGGCCGGGGCAGCCUCCGGUGGAGAGGAGGAGGCCGGGGCAGGCUCAGGCAGAGAGGAGGAGGCCAGGGCAGCCUCUGGUGGAGAGGAGGAGGCCGGGGCAGGCUCCGGCGGAGAGGAGGAGGCCGGGGCAGCCUCCGGUGGAGAGGAGGAGGCCGGGGCAGCCUCCGGCGGAGAGGAGGAGGGCAGGACAGCCUCAGGCAGAGAGGAGGAGGCCAGGGCAGCCUCCGGUGGAGAGGAGAAGGCUGGGGCAGCCUCAGGCAGAGAGGAGAAGGCUGAGACGACCUCAGGCGGAGAGGAGCCUGGGGUAACUUUAGGCAGGGUAGAGGCCAAGAUACCUUCAGUUGAGAAGGAAGGUGACCUCGCGGGAGCCAGGGACACAGAAUACGGGGCAGUAGCCUCAGGAGAAAGGGUCUCGGAGGGCACUCGGAGGACCUGGGCAUUAGAGGAGGGGGCCGGGGAAGACCAGGAGGAGGAGGCGGGUGAGAAUAGAAAGGCUGAGAUGAGCUUUCCCCGCAAACGGCUGCAGCCUCUGGGAACGGAGGGCAUGGAGGAAGCAGGGAAGGACGAGAGAGCAGGGAGGGAGCCUGUAGAAGGCCAGGGGCCAGAGGGGGAGGGAGAGGGGUUUGAGGUCCAGGCAGAUCAAGGAGGGGAAGAGGCCGAGGGAAGGCACGAGUCGGUGGACAGGACAGUUUCGGGCAGCCUGGAGGAGGUGGUGCAGGCAGAGAAGGCCAAAGAGGAGGGAGAGGGCUGCUGGAUCUCAGAGGCUGAGUUGCCCACGAGCAAAGUGGCAAAUGGGGCUGAAGUUGAUGCUGGCUUGGAGGCCACCCCAGAGUCCAGCCUUGAGAAGAUGAGGGAGGAGAAGAAUGAGGGGGAGGCCCAGGCAGGUGGAGAAACACUGGCGUCAGAGCGCAGUGGCCUUGAGCCCGAGGUCACCGAAGGCCAGGACCCCGGGUUGAUGGCAGGCUCCCAGAUCCCUACAGAGCAGCCUGAGGAAGGACAGGGGGACGAGGAAGAGCCCUGGGCCAUUCCAGCCCUGAACAAAGAGGAGACAGAAAGGAGCCUGGAGGAAUACCCCAGGAUCGUGGCCUGUGGAAAGCCGGAUGCCUCUGGGAUAGUAGCCCAGAGGAGGGAUGUGGAGAGAGGGGAUUCUCAGCAAGAAAAAGCAGAUGCUGAGGAGGAGGAGGAGGCUGUAGGAGGCCAGGCAUCCAAGGAGGCCGAGGCCGAGGGAGGCCGAGAGUCUGUGCUCCCAGAUGUCCCGGAGGCAGGCGGGGAGUGGAAGAAAGCCGAGGAAGCAGAGUGGGGAGCAGUGGAGGGAGAGGCCCCCAGAGCACAGAGCCAGGCCCUGGGUGGAAGGCUCAGUGCAGAAGCGGGGACAGGCCCGUCACUGGGAGAGUCAGGUGCCAGAGAAAGCGAGGAUGAGGAUGUGGCGGAGGCCACAGUCCCCUGCAGGGCAGACACAACAUCCAGUGGACACUGGGGGCUGGAGGAGGCAGCUCUGAGCCUCCAGGAAGACACAGGGGCCGGUUUUUCAGCUGCUGAGGUCGUGGGGGAUGAGGCGGAUGGAAGGGCCGCUGUGGCUGGGGGAGGGCCCAAAAGAGAGGCUGGGGAGGCUUGGGAAUCAGAAGGGAGGCAGGAGCCUGGGGGAGGAGAAGAGCUGGUGGAGGCUGCAUGGGAAAAAAGCCCCGGGGGGCCAGAGUUUGGCCCGGAGAGCUCGGCAGACAUGGAGGUAAAUGGCAGAGGGGGCCAAGCAGAGGCUUUUGAAGCCAGAGAGGGUGAGCCCAGGAGAGAGGGCACAGAGGUUAGGGAAUCUGCAGGGGCAGAGGGAGGCUGUGAGAUGGAUGGCUUGACCUCGGGUUCCCCGGUGGAGAGGGCAGAGGGGACCAUGGCCACAGGAGAGGCCGAGGGGGUCCCGGGAGGGCAGACGCUGUUGGAAAAGGAGGCUUCGGGGGUGCAAUGGAAGGAGCAGGGGCAAGGCAGUGAGGGGCAGUGUGGGGACCACCACCCUGAGGAAGAGGCACAAAGGCCCUUUGAAGUGGAGGAUGUUGAGCUGACUGAAGACCAGAGAGCAGAGGCUGAGGAGAUUGUUCCAGAAGGCCUGGAGGCCGAACCUGGGCCACGCGGGGAGACCGCAGGACUGACCGGAGGGGAUGCUCACAGCGGCAGCUGGAGUGAGGCCCUGCUCCCCGGGUCUCGCCUGGACGUCUCUGUGUCGCGGAGCCGUGUACUCCUGUCUCGAAGCUCCUCACAGCGUCGCUCCCGGCCCUCUUUCCGACGGCCCCCCGCCCCUGAGCGGCAGGAGGAGCCUCCCAGCCCCCCACCCGAGGAAGAGUGCUUAGCUCCUGAGCCAAGACUUCUCCAGCCAGAGGAACCCCGAGAGGCAAGCCCCCCAAGGCCUGAAGGGACCCCGCUGCCGGCCAGGAGAAGACCCCUGGGACAUGGGUUUGGCCUUGCGCACUCCGGCAUGAUGCAGGAACUGCAGGCGCGGCUGGGCCGGCCCAGACCCCAGUGAGCGCCCCGAGCCCUUGGGAGCUGGGCCCUGAACGAUGCACCCAGAAGGGUCCACCAAAUCCCGCUUGGGCUCUGGCCCCUCUGCCACUUUGGACACACCCUUUCUGCCCUCUGGGCCUUUGUUUCUUGGUGUGCCAUUCUGGGAGCGGACAGAGGCAGGCGUCUGCGAGCCGCGUGUACGUGAACGGGAGGAGACCGACCCUGCCGCGUGGCUGAUGGACUCCCCGGCCUUCUGCGACCGCGCCUCUCGCGGCCUGUCCUGACUACCCCUCCGAGUCAUCUCUGCGGGACUGAGAGGACAGGACAGUUCUCCUCCCGGCCUUCCCUCCCUGACCUCUCCAGUCCCCACUGAGGCCUCCAGAGGGCUGUGAAUCAGGAGCGCAAAGCUCAGGGGUGGGCGCUGGCCCAGAGGAAAGGGGACAGGAGGCCUCAUGAGCUCCCUCUGCGAUCAGAGGUUGACGGGAGCCCAGCAAGCCAGUCUGGGGGAAGGUAAGCCAGGAGCCCCCAAAAUGUAGGACCAGCGAGGGGUCCAGGGUGGCCAGAGACUACAGACUCCAUGCCAGGCCCUCUGGUCCCUUGGCGUCCGGUGCCCCUUCUGUGAAAAGAAGCUGAGGCCGAGAGAGCAUGAGAGUGCUUUAUUCGGCAGCCCGCGUGGCAGCCUAGCCCGAGGACAACUAGCAGGCUCUGAAACAAUAAAUAAACCAUCAUUUUCCUAAACAAUAAAUAAAUAU